This is a messenger RNA of Histoplasma capsulatum G186AR, 360 nucleotides long. RefSeq lists its product as uncharacterized. The record is from RefSeq and is a predicted model, not a curated record. Lineage: Eukaryota; Fungi; Ascomycota; Eurotiomycetes; Onygenales; Ajellomycetaceae. The coding region runs from base 1 to 360 and encodes 119 amino acids. The transcript has 4 exons.
AUGGAUAAGACAUUCCCAGUUCCUUGGAUAAUCCGUAUGCAUUCCAAUGACAUGAUUGCAAGCUAUGCUUGUGCGGACCGUGGAGUAGGAGGCGGUGGCUAUAUCCGCUAUGAAGGAAAUGUGCAGGAGAAUGGGAAGGAAAAAUAUGUUAUGACGGCCACAGGGAGCAAUUCGAUUGACUGGAUCGUUGAGAAGAUAACGCGCCUCGUCCAGAGUCUCAGGGCUAAGAGCCUAUUGCUUCCAUAUCCCGGGGACCCCGCCAUUCCCCAUACUGGCCCCACAGCACAGAGCCCGGAGUACAGCAAUUUGGAUGCUGUUGACAUCGCACAAGGCAAGGACGAGGAUGAGGACGAGCUGUAG